CACUCAAGAGUCAAGAGGACGAGUCUCCAUUAAAAACUAUGGAUUUGAGGGCAUAGCUCUAAAAAGAGGCAAAAUGAUAAGAAGAAAAUUCAUGGUUCCUGUAUCUGCAACUCACAUGCUAUCUACCAUCUUUUUCUUCUUGUGUUCUGUCCUGUAUUGCUCUGCUAGAGAUACCAUCACACCGGAGAACUGGCUUAGUAAUGAAGGAGGAACUCUUGUUUCUGCAGGCAAAACUUUUGAACUUGGCUUGUUUAAUCCAGAUGGAAGCUCCAAGAUUGGAAGAUUCGUGGGCAUAUGGUAUUACAUGUCGAAACCACAAAGAGUUGUAUGGGUGGCCAACCGAAAGAACCCCCUUCCCCUUUCUGACACCCCCUCUGGAGUUUUUGCCAUUAAAGAAGAUGGUGAGCUCAAGGUAUUGGAUGCAAAUGGGACAGUUCACUGGUCUUCUGAUAUUGAAACAUCUUCUUCAUCUACAGGGAGGGUGGUGAAGCUCAUGGACUCUGGGAACCUUGUUUUGAGUGACAACAGAUCAGGGGUGAUUCUUUGGGAGAGCUUCCAUAAUCCUACAGAUACUUUUCUUCCUGGGAUGAAGAUGGAUGAAAACUUAACACUGACUUCAUGGCUGAGUUCUGUUGACCCGACACCUGGAAACUUUACUUUCCAGCUAGAUCAAGACAAUAAGGAUCAGUAUAACAUACAUGAUUCAUUUGUCUCAUAUUGGAGCAGUGAGGACUCGAAAGGAACGCCUGAUGAAAUGCCAGAUGCAAUACUCAGCUUGUUAUCCAACUUCAGCAAGACCGGUAAGCCAACCAGCUCUAGAAAAUUCUACAAUAGACCCCUUGAAAUACUGUCCUCCAAGUAUAAGAAUACCAGUCGGUUGGUGAUGAGCUCUUCAGGGGAAAUACGGUACUAUCUGAAUCCGAAUACAUCAUCUCCAGACUGGUGGGCACCGCAAGAUCGAUGCAGUGUGUCAAAAGCUUGUGGGAAAUUCGGAAGUUGUAACACUAACAAUGCUUUGAUGUGCAAAUGUUUACCUGGUUUCAAACCCGUCUCGCCGGAUAUUUGGAAAACUGGAGAGUUUUCAAGUGGGUGUACCAGAAAGUCUCCCAUAUGCGAGAAGAAUUCCAGUGAAGACAUGUUCCUGAGCUUUAAGAUGAUGAAAGUGAGAAAGCGAGACUCUGUGAUUCCAGCAGAUCCGAAUGAUAGUGACUAUUGCAGAAAGGCUUGCCUUAAAAAAUGCCAAUGUCAAGCUUAUGCUGAAACUUAUAUCAAACAAGGAAGAGAUGUUCCUGAUGCCCUAGAAUGCUUGAUUUGGACGGAUGACCUUACUGGUCUUCAGGAGGAGUAUGCCUCUGAUGCCUACAACCUCUCCGUUCGUGUGGCUAUUUCAGAUAUAAAACCAACAGUAAGGAAUUGUGAAACUUGUGGCUCAAACAUGAUUCCUUAUCCUCUAAGCACUGGAUCAAAGUGUGGUGAUUCAACGUACUUCAAUUUUGAAUGUAACAAUACCACAGGCCAGGUUCAGUUCAAGGUACCUGGUGGUGCCUACCGAGUAACUAGCAUUAACCCAGAGACAUUAACAUUUGUAAUCCAACUGAAAGAGGCAGAUUGCAGUUCACGAAGUCUGAUUCCGCCACUAAACCCGCCUUUUCACUUGACUGAUGUGUGCAAAGAGGUUGGAACUGACAAUUUUGGCUCUGAGAUGUCAUUGAAAAAUAGUAUUGAAGUAGAGAUCAGUUGGGAUCCACCAUUGGAGCCGGUGUGUACCUCAUCAGCAGAUUGCAAGGACUGGCCAAAUUCAACCUGCGGAACGCGAGAUGGAACGAGAAGGUGCUUUUGCAAUGAAAACUUCAAAUGGAAUAGCUCAAGUUUAAAUUGUACACAAGGUGUCAAUCCUGCAGAGCCUACAAAGCCUGCUGAUCAGAAGUCAUCGUCGUCAUCUCCAGUGGUUGUGGUAGGCAUAACAGUUGCUGUUGUUCUAGUUGCGGUUUUAGGCAUCAUUGGUUAUAUUGCUUGUUUGCGCAAAAGAACCAUCACCAAAAGGAAAGAGAACAGAGCAAAUCAAGUGCUUCACUUAUAUGAUAGUGAGAGUCGUGUGAAACACUUAAUAGACUCAGAGCAAUUCAAAGAAGAGGAUAAGAAAGGCAUUGAUGUACCGUUUUUUGACUUAGAAGACAUACUGGCUGCUACAGAUAACUUUUUAGAUGCAAAUAAGCUUGGACAAGGAGGUUUUGGGCCAGUUUACAAGGGCAAGUUUCCAGAGGGACGAGAAAUUGCGGUUAAGAGACUCUGCAACUCAUAUGCUGCUGCAAUCUUUUUCUUCUUGUGUUCUAUCCUGUGCUGCUCUGCUAGAGAUACCAUCACACCAAACAAUUUGCUUUUUGAUGAUGGUAGAGGAACUCUUGUUUCAGCCAAUCAAACUUUUGAAUUGGGCUUCUUUAUUCCCAAGGGAGGGUUCAACAAUGGAAAAUACAUUGGCAUAUGGUACUACGGGUUGAAGGAGAGAACAGUUGUAUGGGUAGCCAAUAGAGACAACCCCCUUCCUGACGACAGUGUUGGAGCUCUUGUCAUUGCAGAUGACGGUAACCUCAAGCUAGUGAAUGAAAGUGGAGCAGCUUACUGGUUUACUGAUCUUGGAAGCUCGUCUUCUAUGGGUAGGGUGGCCAAGGUCAUGGAUUCUGGGAACUUUGUUUUAAGCGACAACAGAUCUGGGAAGAUUCUUUGGGAGAGUUUCAAGAACCCAACUGAUACUUUUCUUCCUGGGAUGAUUAUGGAGGGAAACUUAACAUUGACUUCAUGGGUCAGCCCCGUUGACCCUGCACCUGGAAACUAUACUUUCAAGAAAGAUGAUGAUAAAGAUCAGUAUAUCAUAUUUGAAGAUUCAAUUGUUAAAUAUUGGAGAAGUGAGGAAUCAGAAGGAAUGAGUUCUGCAGCAGCCGAGCUCUUAUCCAAUUUUAGCAAGACACAAAAACCAACUGGGUCUCAAUUUGUCCGCAGUUCUUAUACACGGUUGGUGAUGAAUUUCACCGGGGAAAUAAGAUAUCUAGUUUGGGAUAAUUAUACGGAGGAGUGGUCUGCAUUCUGGUGGGCGCCGCAAGACCGAUGCAGUGUGUUGAAUGCUUGUGGGAAUUUCGGUUCUUGCAAUGUUAACAAUGCAUUUAUGUGCAAAUGUUUGCCUGGAUUCGAGCCUAACUCGCUGGAGAGAUGGACUAAUGGAGAUUUUUCAGGUGGGUGUUCUAAAAAGACAACCCUCUGUGGGGACACAUUCUUGAUCUUGAAGAUGAUUAAAGUAAGAAAGUAUGACAUUGAGUUUUUGGGUAAGGAUGAAAGUGAAUGCAGAAGAGAGUGCCUUAAGACCUGUCGCUGUCAAGCUUAUGCUGGAGUUGGAAAGAUACGAAGGGGCCGUGCUAGCACCCCUCCCAAGUGCUGGAUUUGGUCUGAAGAUCUCGGUAGUCUUCAGGAGUAUAACACAGAUGGCUAUAAUCUUUCUCUCCGUGUGGCCAAAUCAGAUAUAGAAUCAACAGUAAGAAAUUGUGAAACUUGUGGCACAAACUUGAUCCCCUAUCCACUAAGCACUGGACCAAACUGUGGUGAUCCCAUGUACUUCAGUUUCAGAUGUGACAAGGCCACAGACCAAGUCUGGUUCGCCUUACCUAAUGGCAGCUACCGAGUAACCAGCAUCACUCCAGAGAGAUCGAAGUUUCUCAUCCAAGUGAAUGAUAUUGAUAACUGCGAAGCACGAAAUUCACAAGACACGAAGAUACUGCAGCUCAAUCCACCUUUCAGGAUAGCUAGCUGGUGCAAUGCUGACACAGGAAAAUCUAGCUCCAGCAUGCCUAUGAAAGGUCAGUAUGAAAUUGAAAUAAGUUGGGAUCCACCACCAGAGCCGGUUUGUAACUCAGCAACAGACUGCAAGGACUGGCCAAAUUCGAGUUGCAGAACGCAAAAUAGAACGAGGUGUUUUUGUAAUCAAAACUUCAAAUGGAACAGCUCCAGUUUAAAUUGUACACAAGAUGGUGGCAAUCUUGCGGAGGCUCCAACACCUGCAAACCAGAAGUCAUCAUCAUCAUCCUCGGCUCUGGUAGUUGUGGUAGGCAUAGUAACUGCUGUUGUAGUAGUUGCACUUCUAUGCAUCAUUGGUUGUAUUGCUUAUUUUCGAAAAAGAACCAUCUCCAAAGGGCAAGAAAACAGAACAAAUCCAGGGCUUCACUUGUAUCAUAGCGAGAGCCGUGUGAAAGACUUAAUAGACUCUGAGCAAUUCAAAGAAGAUGAUAAGAAAGGCAUUGACGUACCAUUUUUCGACUUAGAAGACAUACUGGCUGCUACAGAUCACUUUUCAGAUGCAAAUAAGCUUGGACAGGGGGGCUUUGGGCCAGUUUACAAAGGAAAGUUUCCUGAAGGGCGAGAAAUUGCAGUAAAGAGACUCUCAAGAGCUUCGGGACAAGGCUUACAGGAAUUUAAGAACGAGGUUGUGUUAAUUGCCAAACUUCAGCAUCGAAAUUUGGUUAGACUUUUGGGCUAUUGUAUUGAAGGAGAUGAGAAGAUUUUACUCUAUGAAUACAUGCCCAACAAAAGCUUAGACUCCUUCAUAUUUGAUCAAACUCUAUGCCUGUUACUGAACUGGGAGAAGCGAUUUGAUAUCAUUUUGGGAAUUGCUCGAGGGCUACUUUAUCUUCACCAAGAUUCAAGAUUGAAGAUUAUCCAUAGAGACUUGAAAACAAGCAACAUUCUACUUGAUGACGAGAUGAAUCCCAAAAUUUCAGACUUUGGCUUGGCAAGGAUUUUUGAGAGUAAGCAAGUAGAAGCAAGCACAAACAGAGUAGUUGGAACUUAUGGCUACAUGUCUCCAGAGUAUGCAUUGGAUGGGUUUUUCUCAGAAAAGUCUGAUGUCUUUAGCUUUGGUGUUGUGGUACUUGAGAUCAUCAGCGGGAAGAGGAACACCAGAUCUUAUCAGUCUGACCGGAAUCUGAGCCUUCUAGCCCAUGCAUGGAAGCUGUGGAAGGAAGACAGGGUGUUGGAGUUGAUGGACCAGACACUAAGUGAAACAUGUAAAACAAAUGAAUUUCUGAGGUGCGUGAAUGUUGGGCUGUUGUGUGUGCAAGAAGACCCAAGUGACCGUCCCACCAUGGCAGUUGCAGUUGUAAUGCUCAGCAGUGACACUGCCACACUCCCAGUUCCUAAACAACCAGCUUUUGUCGUAAGGAGAGACCUUUCCAGCUCAGCUUCUUCUUCAAGCAAACCAGAAGCAUCCUUGAAUAGUGAGUUCCUAGCCACCAUAGAAGAAGGUCGAUAGGCGAGAAGGAUCUCCCAUGAACCCUUACGUUUUAGGCCAUGUUCGGUACUUGAUUGUAGGGAAUGAAAAUCAAUGUUCUUAUUCCUCUUAGAAUAGGAGUGAAUUUGGUGCUUCAGUUCUUAUAUUUGUAUGCAUCUAGGAAUAUAAAUUUGAAAUGAGUAUUUGUUGUUA
Messenger RNA from Vitis vinifera (wine grape), 5464 nucleotides. RefSeq lists its product as uncharacterized. The record is from RefSeq and is a predicted model, not a curated record. The transcript is spliced from 12 exons. The coding region runs from base 74 to 5293 and encodes 1739 amino acids. Gene Ontology annotation, molecular function: protein kinase activity; ATP binding. Gene Ontology annotation, biological process: recognition of pollen; protein phosphorylation. Lineage: Eukaryota; Viridiplantae; Streptophyta; Magnoliopsida; Vitales; Vitaceae.